Molecule: messenger RNA, 7974 nt
Organism: Colletotrichum chrysophilum
Lineage: Eukaryota; Fungi; Ascomycota; Sordariomycetes; Glomerellales; Glomerellaceae
Product: NRPS
Exons: 3
Coding region: 1-7974 (2657 amino acids)
Molecular function (GO): catalytic activity
Source: RefSeq, a predicted model, not a curated record
AUGUCGUCAUUACUACACACAGAGUCCGUUGAGGACAGGCUACUCUCAGCAACAGCCGCCGUGCUGAGUUUGCCGCGGAACAGCAUUGAGCUGUUCGACUCGUUCGCUGACCUCGGUGGAGAUCGACCUGCCGCCAUCGAGCUAAGGAAAAGGUGCAUGAGCCUCGGACUCGGAGUCAGGACGAGCGACAUUCUUCGCUGUCACACCUUGGCGGAGCUUCAGACCUGCAUCACCCCCUUCGGCCAGACCGUGCCUGUGCCUGCGUCCAAGGAGUCCGACGAAGACAGCGCUUCUCCCUCCGAUGUCUUCAGCUCAAGUCCCAGACGAAGCAGCGGGGGUUACUCAACAUCAUCGUGCGAAUCCACCCACAGCGCCGAAGUAGCACCCUUGAGGGCACCACAGGUCGCCAUCGAACGCUUCAUCGAGUCCACGCCCCAGGUCACGAGCGCGGCUGUUAUCAGGCCAAAGGCCGGCUACUUGGAGGGAAAGCUCGUGGCAUUCGUCACUCUGGCAUCCGGUCGGGUCUCCCAAUCCAGCCUCUCAAGUAUCCGCCUCAUUCCUCAGUCGCAAAUGCAUUUUGCUGGAAGCCAGGUCGCAGCAGUCCGCCUGGCUCUAGAAACCUCAGAAGGGGCUCACUCAGUACCAAACUCAUGGAUCGUGCUCGACCAGAUGCCUUCCGACGGUGAGGGCUCCGUCGACAGGAGGCGGCUCCAGACAUGGAUUCAGAACAUCAACGAAGACAUGUACCACCAGAUUUCCAGCCUUGAAUCUCAUGAGCUCUUUCAGGAGCCUUUGAGUGAGAUGGAGCGCAUCCUGCAGAAGACCGUGGCCGACGUUCUCAGGAUACCACAGAAGCAGGUGGGCAUGAACUUCUCGUUCAGUCAGCUCGGCGGCGAUGACAUCUCCGCCAUGAUGUUGGUCGCUGAGUGCCGGACGGCAUCCAUCGUAGUGAGACCAGAGGAUGUUCACCAAUGUCCAACGCUCGGCCAACUAGCGGCACUCGCAAUCCGGAAAACUCAGCACAAGACCGCGUGGAAUGAGGAGUCACUCGAAGGAUUCAAGUUGUCACCAAUGCAGCAACUCUACUUUGACACUGGCAUCGGCGGCCGUCUGGAACAACGACUUGCCCCGAAUGGUGGCUACCGCUUCAAUCAGAGCAUCUUGCUGCGCGUCAAGAACAACUCAACUCUCGAGGACGUCCACGCCGCCAUCGCAACAGUAGUCGGUCACCACUCCAUGUUGCGCGCCCGGUUUCGAUCCACUGCCGACGGCUGGAUGCAGCGAAUAGUACCAACGGUGGAAGAUUCGUAUGGGUUUCGCUAUCACUCAGUCAGCACCACGGUGGAAGUUCUCGGCAUCAUUGCGAAAACACAGUCCAGCAUUAACAUUGAGACUGGCCCCGUCUUCGCAGUCGAACACUUCCGCACACAUGACGGCCAGCAACUUGUUUACCUACUCGCUCACCAUCUCGUCGUGGACAUGAUGUCAUGGCGCAUUAUCAUCCACGACCUCGAUGAGCUUCUGCGCGAGGGCACUUUGUUCUCUGAGCGCUCAAUGCCAUUCCAAAGAUGGAACGAGCUCCAGGAGGAGUACAUCUGCAACAACGCAGAUCAGUUGGCGCUUCCCUACCAGCUACCGAGCGGCCAGUACAACUACUGGGGCCUCGAAGACUCACUCAACACUUACAACGACAUCGCGACGGCAAGCUUCACUCUCACUGCGGAGUUGACCGCUAUUCUCCACACAGCAUGCAACCAGGUCUUCAGAACCGACAUGUCAGACAUCUACAUGGCCGCAUUAAUGCUCUCAUUCAGCCAAACAUUCCACGACCGCCGGGCGCCGGUGGUUUGGAACCAGGAGCACGGACGAGAGCCCUGGAGCCAGGACAUCGACAUCACCGAGACGGUCGGCUGGUUUACGUCCCUCUGCCCGGUUUCGCUUCAAGUCGAUAUGGCCGACGACUUUCUCCAAGUUCUGCGCAAGAUGAAGGACACGAGGCGAUCCAUCUUUCGCCGUGGCUGGAACUAUUUCGCCUCAAGGUACUUUGGUCCUGAAGCGGCUUCGCGCAACGCGGAAGGUUGGCCAUUCGAGGUCAUGUUCACCUACGCUGGCUCUGUCCAACAAUUGGAACGAGAGAAGGGCGUUUUGGAGCAGCUCACCAUCCCCGGUAGACUGCUUUCAACCGAUGCUUCAGACAUCGGCCCGGACGUCAGCAGAAUUGCUCUUUUCGAGGUCUCAGCCAUGGUUGACCAGGGCGCUGCAUCAGUCCAGAUCAUCUACAACAAGAACUGCAAGCACCAGGAUAAGAUUACCGAAUGGAUCCAAACCUAUGAACAUCUCCUCUACGAGGCCAUUGGCCGGCUUCGCUACCGCGGGCAGGAGCUUACUUUGUCUGAUGUGCCGAUGCUGGACACGACCUACGAGGGUUUGGCAAAGCUGAACACCGACCGCCUGGUUGCUCUCGGCCUGACCAGCGCCAAGGAUAUCGAGGACGUCUUCCCGGUCACCGCCCUCCAGCAGGAAAUACUCAUCAGCCAAACACAGAACCUAGAAACCUGCCACAACCAUGCCAUCUACGAGCUCUCCGCCCCCAACGGUCUCGUCGCAGAUCAGGCUCAGAUCUGCUCGGUCUGGCAGCAGAUCGUUGCCAAGUACCCGGCACUUCGGACGGUUUUCAUCGACAGCAUCUCCGACAACGGGCUCUUCGACCAGGUCGUGCUGAGGAAAUGUUCGCCCGAAAUGCUCUUCGUCGAUGCUGAGGCGGGCACAGACCCGGUGGCCAUUCUUAAUGCGUUGCCGCCGAUGAGUGCAACACCUUACAACCCGCGCCACAGGGUGUCGGCUUUGAGCCUCCAAAACAUCAUGUGGGACCUGAAGAGGAUGUAUAAUUCCAGCAAGCUACCCAUGAAAGUUCUGGACCCGUCGCAUGUUGCGUGCUUGCAGUACAUCUCGUCAGCGCGCCAGGAAAAUAGCCUCAACUUCUGGCUGGGCCGUCUUCAGGAGACUCAACCAUGCUUGUUCCCGCGAUUGAUGACCGUCACCGAGGGCAUCAUGCAACACACCAACUUCUUCAUCGACCUGCCGAUGGUGCAGAUUGAUGAGUUCUGCCGCACCCAGGGAAUCAGUCGGGCAACUGUCGUCCGGCUGGCAUGGGCGCUUGUUCUGCGUGCCUUCACGGGGUCAAGCCGGGUUUGCUUCGGUUACCGCUCAGCUGGUCGCGACGCUGAUGGUGCUUCUGAGGGGUUGAGCAUGGCGGUGGGUGCAUUCGAGAACACUACCACCUGUGCGAUAGGAUUGGAGAACUACAAGACCGUUGUGGAGGUUCUUCGAACUGUUGAGGAAGACGCUGCUGCUUUCCGUCCACACCAGAAUGUCUGCAUAUCAGAGAUUCAACAUGCUCUGGGUCUCAAGGGAGACAAGCUCUUCAACACUUGCCUGUCCUACCAGGAGGAGCCUCAUGAGCUGAAGAGCAGAUUCAGCUCGACCAGGCCGCCGAUGGGACUUGCUUGUGUCCAGGCAUUCAACACCCCCGACUACGAUGUCACCUUCUCGUUGACGCUUGUCAACGGACAGCUGAUCACUGGUGUCUCUCAUAGAGUCAUGACUGCUUCUCAAGCUCAGAACUUGACUAACACCUUCGGGCGUGCUGUGCUAUCGAUCCUAAGCAGCGCUAACGGCUCCAUCAACAGUAUUGAUCUCUUCACUGACAGAGAUUACGCCCAGCUGUUGAUCAGUGAUUGGGAGACGGACAAGGCUAACGAGGCAUCUCACGGUUGUGUGCACGCGCUCAUCUCACAGCAAGCAAGGCUUCGGCCAGAUGCUCAGGCUAUUUGCGCCUGGGAUGGCCACCUCUCGUACAGGCAGACGGGCCGUCUUGUUUCUCGACUUGCCACUUAUCUCGUGCAGUGGGGUGUGCGGCCUGGUGUACCCGUACCAGUCAUCCUGGACAAGAACAAGUGGGCAGUCAUCAGCAUCCUGGCCGUUUUGAAGGCCGGUGGCUGCUUUGUGCCUAUCGAUGCCGAAGACCGAAACAACGUCGAGACCUUCAUCCGCCAGCUCUCGCCCAAGAUCCUCAUCGCAACCGACAUGAACUGGAAGUACCUCGAGUCAAUCAUCGAGGGCGUCAUCGUCGUUGACGACUCUCUCUUCAACGUCACUUUCCCUCUUGAGUCGCCUCUUCCCAUGGCCGCGCCGAACGAUGCCGCAUGCAUCCUCCUCUCUCCUGGCUCAUCGCGCGGCAGAGAGGCAAAGGGAAUCAUCUUCCACCACGCUGCUCUUUCUGCAGCUUUCGUCACACAAGGCCGAGCACUCAAUCUCAAUGCCGACAGCCGCGUUAUGCAGCUGUCUUCAUUCAACGUCGACACGGCGCUCAUUGAGCUGCUUUCAACACUCGUACAUGGCGGUUGUGUAUGCGUACCUUCCAGCGUCGAGAAGACCAGCGAUAUCGUCGGCGCCGCUCGCAGAAUGGACGUCAACUGGACUUACCUGACGCCAGUCCUGGCAAGGAAGAUGACUCCGGCAGCCAUUCCCAGCUUGAGGACCGUCUGCUUCAGGACUCGACGCCUCGACGAGGAUACCUGCGCUCCAUGGAUUGAAAAGACAAAGGUCCUUCUGGCAUACGGUGCUCCAGACAUCUGCCCUCUCGGCAUCUCGGUUCUCGAGGUCACGAGGCCGCAGGAUCUGACCCGGGUCGCGCGACCUUUCCUCGGCAGGUUCUGGAUUGUCAAUCCCGAAGACCACCGCAGACUCAUGCCAAUUGGUGCCAUUGGAGAGCUCAUCAUCGAGAGCCCGACCCUUGCGCAUCGCUUCGUUCCAGGACAGCCUCUGGCACAUCUCCCGCAGGACUCAGAUGUGUCACUUGAGGAUGGGAAGCCAAAGACGCGGUACUUCAAGACAGGCCACCGUGUUCGCUACAUGGACGAUGGCAUGCUCGACUUCGUCUCAAGCGGCCGUGAUGAUGUUGAGAUCAAGGGUCAGAUCAUCCCUGUCGCCCAAGUUGAACAGCAGCUCCGUCGCUGCCUUGGCCAAGGGAUGGAUCUCGCCGUGGACUCGAUCAUCACUCGUGAUGCCCAGCCUGCACUGGCAGCAUUCAUUGAGCUGGGCGAGAAGCUCUUUGAGGGGUCGGAGGACCUUACCAGAAUUACGAUUACGACCCGCGAGCGCACUUACAUCGCCAAGAAGCUCAUUGAGUCCUCGGUGGGCAGCGGUCUCCCCGCACACAUGAUGCCAACCAUCUUUGUCCCUGUCAGACAUCUUCCGGUCACCCCAUCACUAAAGGUCAACCGCCGCAAACUCCAGAAGAUGGUCAGCUGGCUAUCUCAAGAACAACUAUUGGAGUUGUCAACCGUCCCGUCGCCCGAUGAUGUGCAGACGGUGGGCAUCAAGCCUCUUCCGCUCACGCAAGUGGAAGAGCGCAUGAGGUUGAUCUGGUCUACUCUCCUAGGCGUCGAUGCAGCCUGCAUCCGCGGUAACCAGAGUUUCCUCUCUCUCGGUGGCGAAACCUUCCUUGCUGCCCAGCUCGUGGUCGACUGCCGCAAGCAGGGUCUCAUCAUCGCACUUCCUGACAUCCUUCGCGGCGCAACCCUCACCGAGCUUUGCCAGGGUAUCACCAUAAGUGCGGAAUUCACUGUCGACAUUGCCGAGCUGCCAUCCAACGCCUCCUCUUCCAUAGGCUCGAGCUCCGAGAUGCAAUUUGAGGAGCAGUUCAUCCAGGACAUCAUCGCGCCGAAGAUGGGCAUAUCUCGAGAGGAAAUCACCGACGUCGCGGAGGCAUCCGCCACCCAACUCAAGUUCCUCGAGACCGGUCUUCUCAAGGGAAGCUCUAGUCUCACCUACUUCACCUUCAGCUUCACUGGACCUGUUCAUCCCAAGAAGCUCGAGGCUGUUUGUAUUUGCCUUGCUAAGAUUCAUCCCAUCCUGAGGACGGCGUUCGUUACGCAUGAGAGACGGGUUUACCAAGUGGCCCUCAAGUCAUUCAACCCCGAGUUUAGAAGAAUCGAGGUCCCGACAUGGAGAGUUGCCAACAUGACUGAGAAGUUGAUCAAGAGGGACCAGGCGGCGCCCUUCGCGCUUGAAACGCCAAUGACCAAGUUCCUCUUCGUCGAUGCUGGCAAGCAGUCCAACCUGGUUCUGCGGCUUUCUGGGGCCCAGUAUGACGAUGCGUCCAUUUCUCUAUUGCUUCAACAUUUGAAGAGCAUCUAUAUCGCCCCUUCCUGCCCGCCACGCAGGGCGACAUACUUUGACUUCGUUCGUUCCGCACAGCUUUCUCAUGUCGCUGGCGCCCUGGAGCAUUGGACCUCCCUUCUGGACGGUGCCAAAAUGACCCAAGUCGUCGCCCACGCUAAGCCGCCUGCUCUGAGCUCCAACAUCAAGACCCUUUCCCAGAACGUCUCCGUCAUGUCCCUUGCUAAUCUCGGCAUCUCGUUCGACACGGUGGUCAAGUCUGCAUGGGCAAUGGUCCUUGCCAACCUCUCUGGCUCUGGCGAUGUUCUCUUCGGCGAAGUCAUUGAGGGCAGACAUCUCCGCCUCGCUGACGGCUCCGACAUCUCCGGCACCUUGGGUCCGGUCUCUAACGCAAUCCCCGUCCGCGUCCGCUUCGCCGAGACACUCAGCAGCCCACUUGAGCUCUUGAAGUACGUUCAUGGCCAGCGCGUCAUGAGCAUCCCUUUCGAGAACAUGGGUUGGCUCGAGGUAGUGGAGAAGUGCACCAAGCUUCCCUACUGGACGCGCUUCAGCACCGUCGUCGAGCACCGUCACCAGGAUGCCGCCAAGGAGGCCGCGAUCUUCAACCUAGGCACAGUCAAGUGCAAGUUUAACAUCGUGGAACCCAUCAGCCGCGACAUGUACGACUUGCAUGUCAUCUCCACCCAGGACAACCCCAGCUGCGGACACAUCUCAAUUACGUUCUGCGAGAACCGCAUUCCAAGCUUGUUCGCCAACGAGACUCUCAAGGCUCUCUGCUCCACCAUCGAGCUUCUGACCUCUGUGUCGAUGCUCCAUCCCCUCAUCCCCUCGACCGCCGACUACUGUGCCGCCACGUCACAGAUCCCUCUCCCUCAGAUCGACAUGGAGCCAAAGACAACCAACGUCGGUGCAAGCAUGUCCGACGACCACCGUGCCUCAAUUCAGAAGAAAAUCUCCAAAGUCUGGACCGAGAUCCUUGACCCGCGGUCCCUUGGCGUUCCAGAGAGCCAGCUCCCCAAUGCAGCCUUUUACGAUCUCUGGGGAAGCAUGAUUCCCGCUGCGCAGCUAUCCCAGGCCCUCACGCAAGAGCUUCCCAAGCUGGGCAUACCGGGUUCACACAACUUGCACAUCUCCAUGGAGGAGAUCAUGGCGCACCCCACCAUGGCAGAACAGUUCGAGCUUGUUGCGCGAAAACUGCGUGACGCCAAGCGGCGAACCAUCUCCGAGGUCUUCUCACCUAAAGCCCAUCCAGCAUGGGGCCGCAGCCUGCGUCGGCUGACCACCACCAUUACUCCCAACAAGACAGUGGAGCGAGGACUGAGCAGCACCUCCGCUAGCUCAUCCAGCUCUGUUGACGUCUAUCGCAGCUCGACCGCUGCGCAGCAACCCUUCAUGAACUCCAUCGCCGAAAUGACGAGCGGCACGCAGCCCAACAUCGGCGCAGCAAUUACCACUGCUUCGCCGGUAGAGUUGGAGACGGAUGUAGCGGAGACGCAAGCUCCCACUCAGACCCUGGCACGUCGCCCGCGGCUGAGUCUUGCCGUCCAGCAUGAUGGAAGCAGUAUGGAAAGCAUGACCACAGGAAGCAGUCGCACUACUGAUGAUGAAGCUGACGCCGAGGCGGAGAAUGAGAAUGUUGUCAGCCCGAUGAGCGCGAGCACGUUGACCACGCCGGCCGUGAGCACACCAGCUGAGGGGAACAAGAUUCGAAGGAAGGCCGGCAGUGUGUUCAGUCGAAUGAGUAGGAUCGGGCUUGUCAGCCCUGUGAGUGCUGGGUCUAAAGCGAGUUGA